Molecule: messenger RNA, 1641 nt
Organism: Diuraphis noxia (Russian wheat aphid)
Lineage: Eukaryota; Metazoa; Arthropoda; Insecta; Hemiptera; Aphididae
Gene: Phm
Product: Peptidylglycine-alpha-hydroxylating monooxygenase
Biological process (GO): peptide metabolic process
Cellular component (GO): extracellular region; membrane
Molecular function (GO): copper ion binding; oxidoreductase activity, acting on paired donors, with incorporation or reduction of molecular oxygen, reduced ascorbate as one donor, and incorporation of one atom of oxygen
Source: RefSeq, a predicted model, not a curated record
CCGUACACCGGUCGUCGCGGUUCAGGUGCGUUGGCCCCGAGAGCUGUAGUGUAGCAGCUGGAGUGCGCGCCAAAAUAUAACGAAAAWAUAUUACUCUACAUCACGACAAACGGUUCGCGAGUGCGUGCACACAGUAGGUAUUGUAUUGUAGUUGUCACGGKGGCGUUUUGUCGCGACUUCCGUUUUUAUAGCACCAAUAACACUAUUAAAUAACAUUGUAGUCGAAUAACAAAAUAAUUGCAAGCGUUCCGCCGCCGGUGACGGGUGACACGCUCUCCGCGUGACRUUUACUGCAACGUCCGUUUUGGUGGURGCGUUGGCGGUGAUGUGGUAUAGAGGUGCUUGCCGUGCGCACAUGAUUCGCGCGGUCACCGUCUCGUAGGCGAGCAGCGGAUCAGUACGMGUGYUCCAUAUAUUGUCGCCGUCCUCUCCGCAGUCGUCCGCGGACAACCGGUCUUCGCGGCAGUAUUUUCCGCACGCCCGCAAGUUUGCAGUCACGCCCGUUCGUCAACGCCACUGUCGCAGCAGCGUCAUGCCGUUGGUCACGUACUCGAGGUCUUUGGUCUCGCUGGUGGUGAUCGUCGCUGUCACUACCAUAUGGCCGUCCGCCGAGUCGUACCAUGUAGACAAGUACUCGCUGCUCAUGCCCAACGUCCGGCCCAAAAAGAUGGACUUGUAUUUGUGCACUCCUAUUCGGAUAGACCCAAACAAGUCUUACUUUAUUGUCGGUUUCGAGCCUAAAGCCCAUGGUCAUACAUCACAUCAUAUGUUACUUUAUGGGUGUUCAGAACCAGGAAGUGAAGAUCCCGUUUGGAAUUGUGGAGAAAUGCAAAUGGAAUCAAGUAAACAUAAGUCGUACAUGCAUUCCAAACCAUGUAAAUCAGGAUCCAAUAUUAUGUACGCYUGGGCUCGUGAUGCACCAACUUUAAAACUUCCAAAUGGCGUUGGGUUUAAAGUCGGUGGCGAUUCGCAGAUCAAUUAUUUAGUUUUACAGGUUCACUACCACAGGAUGUUUGAAGGUUAGUAUUAUAAAUAUAAAUAUGACGUACAUAACCCAAUUGUAAUCAUCUCUCAACUUUGUUUGUUUGCAUUACUCGAUCAUAUAGUUGAGUAUGAAUUAAAUAAACAAGCUGGAGUAUACUUACUAGCUACAAACGGUAGAAUACCCCCGAACUCUAUCGAACACAUGGAAACAUCGUGUCCUCUCUUCGAGGUUGGGAAAGUCAUACACCCGUUCGCAUACAGGGUCCACACCCACGAACUUGGUAAAGUCGUAGCAGGUUACAGAGUAAAGAAUAUUAACAAAGAAGAACAAAAAUGGGAUCUGCUAGGAAAAAGGGAUCCCAUGACUCCACAAAUGUUUUAUCCAAUCGAGAACAAUAUUACCGUCGAGUCUGGUGAUAUAUUGGCUGCCAGGUGCACAAUGGAAAGCAGACGAAACACCGUUACAAGAAUCGGAGCGACUAGUGACGACGAAAUGUGCAAUUUUUACGUCAUGUACUGGGUAGAGGGCACAGAACCUCUAGAACAACAGCUCUGCGUAUCAGAAGGAUCUCCGCGGUAUUAUUGGGACAGCGAUCCGUAUCUGACGAACAUACCUGACGAAGAAGCAUCGAUAUUGUAAUAAGACGAAAAAAAAAA